Messenger RNA from Hypomesus transpacificus, 1002 nucleotides. RefSeq names its product signal sequence receptor, beta (gene ssr2). Bases 92 to 646 code for a protein of 184 amino acids. NCBI's taxonomy places the organism in Eukaryota, Metazoa, Chordata, Actinopteri, Osmeriformes, Osmeridae. The transcript is spliced from 6 exons. The record is from RefSeq and is a predicted model, not a curated record. Gene Ontology annotation, cellular component: endoplasmic reticulum; membrane.
CCCAACUUGAUCUGACGUGUUGCUUAGAAGGCUAAAACGUUCUGAGCAUGCGUAGAAUGGUUCCUUGUUGAGUUGUGACACGAAGAGGAAGAUGAGGGCUCUCUAUGUAUUUGCUAUGCUGGCCUUGCUUGGCUUGGGGACAGGAGAGGAGGGCGCUCGUCUGUUGGCCUCAAAGUCGCUGUUGAACCGGUAUGCUGUGGAGGGUCGUGACCUCACACUCCAGUACAACAUCUACAACGUCGGAACCAGCGCUGGCCUGGAAGUUGAGCUGUCGGAUGACUCCUUUCCCCCUGAGGACUUUGGCAUUGUCUCUGGAAUGCUGAAUGUGAAAUGGGACAGGAUUGCUCCAGCCAGCAAUGUCUCUCACACAGUGGUGUUGCGCCCCCUGAAGGCCGGAUACUUCAACUUCACCUCUGCCUCUGUCAGCUAUCUGGCUCAGGAGGGAGGCCAAGUUGUGGUUGGCUACACAAGCGCUCCUGGCCAGGGUGGAAUCUUGGCUCAGAGAGAAUUUGACAGGCGUUUCUCCCCCCACUAUCUGGACUGGGCAGCGUUCGGUGUGAUGACCCUCCCCUCCAUUGGCAUCCCCCUGCUCCUCUGGUACUCCAGCAAAAGAAAGUAUGACUCGCCAAAGACCAAGAAGAACUGAGGGCUCCUCACCGGUGAUUCAGGACUAGGGAGCGGGGAUUAAAGGAGUUGACCAUAAACUCAGGUGGGGAGGGGCAUUAAGGGGGGGGGAAUGGUGAAAGGAGAUGUAAUUUUUUUUUGUUUGUCAUUUUUAUUUUAUAUAUCCUAAUUACCCAUAUUGGGGUAAAAGAAUACACAAACAUGGUAGUGAUCAAGACUACAACCACAAUGUAAUAAAUGUGUUACAGACUGCCUUUGUUUUGUUUUUAUUUUGUAAUUUGUUUUAAACCCUAAAGGUAAUUCCUAAGGAAAAUGUGGAUUCCCAGUUUUGUCUGGCUGGAAUGUGUCUUGUUAAAAAUAAACAAGCUGGGUUUUUAA